Messenger RNA from Ochotona curzoniae (black-lipped pika), 2500 nucleotides. RefSeq names its product BICD family like cargo adaptor 1 (gene BICDL1). Gene Ontology annotation, biological process: vesicle transport along microtubule; Golgi to secretory granule transport. The transcript is spliced from 10 exons. The record is from RefSeq and is a predicted model, not a curated record. The coding region runs from base 98 to 1975 and encodes 625 amino acids. Lineage: Eukaryota; Metazoa; Chordata; Mammalia; Lagomorpha; Ochotonidae.
ACCGUACUGCACCGCACCGCACCGCACCGCUGCGGGCUCUCUCCCCGCACGCACGCACACACAUCCAGCCCCACGCGCGCCCGGGUGCGCGCGGGCCAUGUCCGCCUUCUGCCUGGGCUUGGCCGGCCCCGCUUCAGCACCCGCCGAGCCGGACAGCGCCUGCUGCAUGGAGCUGCCCGGCGCGGCCGGCGACGCAGCCCGGAGCCCCGCCGCCUGCACCGCCGCCGCCACCACCGCCACCACCGCCGCCCUCGUCUCCUUCCCCGGGGGUCCCGGGGAUCUGGAACUGGCGCUAGAGGAGGAGCUGGCGCUGCUCGCGGCCGGGGAGAAUCCUCAGGCCGAGCCCGAGCCUCCGGCCGAGGAAGGGACCGCACCGCAGCCACCUUGCCCCCAGGACCCCGAGCUGCUCUCGGUGAUCCGGCAGAAGGAGAAGGAUCUGGUGUUGGCGGCCCGGCUGGGCAAGGCACUGCUCGAGAGGAACCAGGACAUGAGCCGGCAGUACGAGCAGAUGCACAAGGAGCUGACGGACAAGCUCGAGCACUUAGAACAAGAGAAGCAUGAACUGAGAAGACGAUUUGAGAACCGGGAAGGAGAAUGGGAAGGGCGAGUGUCUGAACUGGAGAGUGACGUGAAACAGCUGCAGGAUGAGUUGGAGAGGCAGCAGGUUCAUCUGCGGGAAGCAGAUCGAGAGAAAACCCGGGCCGUCCAGGAACUGUCGGAACAGAACCAAAGACUGUUGGAUCAGCUCAGCAGGGCGUCAGAAGUUGAGAGACAGCUCUCCAUGCAGGUCCACGCUCUCAGAGAAGACUUCCGGGAGAAAAACUCGUCCACUAACCAGCACAUCAUCCGGCUCGAGAGCCUGCAGGCCGAGAUCAAGAUGCUGUCCGAUCGGAAACGGGAGCUGGAGCAUCGUCUCAGCACCACCCUAGAGGAAAAUGACCUCCUGCAAGGAACCGUGGAGGAACUGCAGGACCGGGUGCUGAUCCUGGAGCGGCAAGGCCAUGACAAAGACCUCCAGCUGCACCAGAGCCAGCUGGAGCUCCAGGAGGUGCGGCUCUCCUACCGGCAGCUGCAGGUGAAGGUGGAAGAGCUCAACGAGGAGCGGAGCCUGCAGAGCUCUGCCGCCACCAGCACAUCGCUGCUGUCGGAGAUCGAGCAGAGCAUGGAGGCCGAGGAGCUGGAGCAGGAGCGAGAGCAGCUGAGACUGCAGCUCUGGGAAGCCUACUGCCAGGUCCGCUAUCUCUGCUCCCACCUUCGGGGAAACGACAGCGCCGACUCGGCCGUGUCCACAGACUCCUCGAUGGAUGAGUCUUCAGAAACCUCAUCCGCCAAAGAUGUGCCAGCCGGCAGCUUGCGCACUGCCCUCAACGAGCUCAAGAGACUCAUCCAGAGCAUCGUGGAUGGCCUAGAGCCCACGAGUUCCCAGAGAAUUGAUGAUGACUCCUUAGAAGAACAGAUAAGGCAGACCAGUGAGGACUCACGAGCCCUAAGGGAACUCAUGGAGGGAGAGAGGGGUAAACUGAGGCAAAGCCUAGAAGAGCUGGAGCAACUCCACAGCCAGGUGACACUGCUGAGCGUGGAGAUGAGCGCCCUGAAGGAGGAGAGGGACCGGCUCCGAGAGACGUCGCAGGACAAGGAGCCCAAGGAGCAGCUCCAGAAGGCCAUCAGGGACCGGGAUGAGGCCAUUGCCAAGAAGAACGCUGUGGAGCUGGAACUGGCCAAGUGCAAGAUGGACAUGAUGUCUCUCAACAGCCAGCUGUUGGAUGCCAUUCAGCAAAAACUGAACCUGUCUCAGCAGCUGGAGGCCUGGCAGGAUGACAUGCACAGGGUCAUUGACCGGCAGCUGAUGGACACGCACCGGAGGGAGCAGCGCCGGCCUGCCGACACCUUCUCCAGGGGCCCCAGUGCGGGGCGGGGGGAUGAGCCUGGCCCCGCAGAAGGCAAGCGGCUCUUCUCGUUCUUCAGGAAAAUCUGAGUUGAGAAUCGGGCUGCCCUCUCUGCUCCCCCAGGACCAGUAGACUGGCCGUGGCUGAGCUGGUGGCACAGCCAGGGGCCCCCUCGGGGUCCUGGGGCUCAGUGAGGUCCCUGGCCACCCCCCCCGGGCCGGGUCAGCCCCUGGGGUGGGGGACAGGGAGCUGCACUCUGUCGGGGAUGGAGGAGAGCUAGGGACCGUCAUGGCCUCUGAAGGUCGCUUUUAGAUGGCGACAGAUGGCGAGAGCCCUGUCCUCACACCCCCGGCCAGGCCCACACUUGGGCUGCCCAGGAUCCUGUUACUGAGUAACAGGGCUCAGACUGCCUCCCAGGUCAGCCCCUGAGGGACUGAGCCCACCCCGCAGGAGCUAGCACAGGGAGGCUGCACCUCCCUUCUUGCCCCAGCCCCUGGCCCAGCAGUCCAGGGCAGGUAGAGGGCUGCUCCCCCAUGUGCAUGCACCCCUGCAGGCAGGAGGCGAAGCCCAAGGCCGUGGGGCCUACAAGCAGGGCACCCAGGCUUGGCCGAGGC